Molecule: messenger RNA, 1032 nt
Organism: Komagataella phaffii GS115
Lineage: Eukaryota; Fungi; Ascomycota; Pichiomycetes; Pichiales; Pichiaceae
Product: 3-keto sterol reductase
Exons: 1
Coding region: 1-1032 (343 amino acids)
Biological process (GO): ergosterol biosynthetic process
Cellular component (GO): mitochondrial outer membrane; lipid droplet; endoplasmic reticulum membrane
Molecular function (GO): 3-beta-hydroxysteroid 3-dehydrogenase (NADP+) activity
Source: RefSeq, a predicted model, not a curated record
AUGUCCAGAAAAGUCGCCGUUGUCACUGGAACCAAUAGCAAUUUAGGUCUUAACAUUAGCUACCGGCUUUUAGAGGCUGUCACUGAUCCAAUUACCUUAGUUGUUACUUCCAGAACUCUACCCAGAGUGAAAGAAGUUAUUGACACAAUCAAAGAGUUCAAUUCAAAACUUCCCUCUCCGAGAGACCUAGAGUUUGACUAUCUUUUGGUGGAUUUUACAGACAUUGUCUCUAUAAUAUCAGCAGCUUAUGAUUUGAACAAUUCAUAUGACCAAAUCAAUUAUUUGUUCAUCAAUGCGGCCCAAGGCGUUUACGAUGGUAUCGAUUGGAUUGGUGCUACCAAACAAGUCUUGACCAACCCCGUACAAUCGGCUACCUUUCCUACUUACAAGAUACAGAGAGUUGGAGUGCAAUCAAAAGACGGUUUGGGAUUGGUAUUCCAGGCAAAUGUCUUUGGACCUUACUACUUUAUUCAUAGAAUAUCAAGAUUACUAGAGAAUGCUAAUGGAGCCAGAAUAGUCUGGAUAUCAAGUAUCAUGUCGGAUAGCAAAUACCUAUCCCUUGAAGAUAUGCAAUUAUUAAAGUCUGAUGUCUCUUACGAGGGGUCCAAGAGAUUAGUAGACUUGUUACAUUCGGCUACUUACAAACAACUAUUGAAACAGGGGAAUAUUAUACAAUACGUUUGUCAUCCAGGUAUUUUCACAAGUUUAUCCUUCAUGAAAUAUUUGAACGUGUUCACUUAUUAUGGUAUGCUGUUAUUAUUCUAUGUUGUAAGAUUCCUAGGUUCUCCUUGGCACAAUAUAACAGGAUAUACGGCAGCCAACGCUCCAUUGUUUUGCAUCAAGUCUGAUAUUCAAUCAGAUCCACAGAAUCUGAAAUAUGGAAGUGCAUGUAGCAAAAAAGGUGUUGAAUAUGUUAAAGCUCAGGAAAUAGACGAUAUCGGUGCAUCAGAUGUUCUUCAAUAUUUCGAAGCUCUAAGGGAUGGAACAGAUGAAAAGUUCAAGGACCAAAUAUUAGAAACGAGGACGAGAUAA